UUGCUGAGGCUAUGUAAUGAGACAUCCAGAGAAAUUGUAUGGUAAUAGUAAUGAAAAAAAACAAUUGUAAAAAAUGUAAAGCUCUGGAUUUUAAUGUAAACACAACUAAACUAAUAGAUGUCUCUAUCGUUACGUUAACAUUUUAUGAUAAUCCAUAAAAUACAUUACAUAAUAAAAUAUAACAUUUGUUUCAAAAAAGUUAUAUAUCUUAUGGUAUAUUAAUUACAUCAAUUUACCUCAUAAUUAAUACGAUUAGAUCUUAUGACAAGAAAUUUUCGUUGAUAAAAAUGCGACGACCUACCGAACGAUCCACAUUAGACAUCAAGAUGGCUCAGCAAUGUGCACAACACGUUACCGCACAGAAAUUCCUCGUGAAAUUCUUAAACUGUUUAAAUAAUAUUUGGUAUAAAGGCUGCGUUGCUUUCUUUUGCGACGAAUUAACAGCAACAAAGAAACUCCGCUUCUUUGAUGGUGCUUUAAGGCCACAUCCACGCGACUCUGGGUUGGCUGACAUUACGAGAGUGCCCGGAUGCACCCGUGGGGAAACUACGUCAUUGUUCACCGCCGGACGCGCUUUGGAUUUUUAGAAUGGAUGAACACAUUUAAAUUAAUCAUAAAUGUACAGAAAAUGAAUAAUGACCAUAGUUGACAAAUCUCCAGAGAAACCUGACCUGGAGUCAGUGCGGUUCAAGCACUCCAGCUCCCUCACACCUUUCUCCUGCAGAGACAUGGAGAGCAGUAGUUCGAGCUGGAGUGUUGGUCCCUCUGCUACAGACAUUUCAAGGGCCAAAACUGCUUGCAUGGUCCCAAAUAUUGGAGCGACUGUGAAUGGAAGUAACAACACGUCUCUUCAAGUUGACAGGCCCCGAGAACAAGUGGUGAUGGCCAGUGGGGAUGGCAUUGCUCCUCCCCAGAAGGUCCUCUUUCCCCCAGAGCGGCUUUGCUUGAAAUGGAACCAAAGCCAUCGCAUUGGAUCGGGUCUCCAGAACCUGGGCAACACUUGUUUCCUAAAUUCAACCCUCCAGUGUUUAACAUACACGGCUCCCCUUGCGAACUACAUGCUGACCAGGGAGCAUGCCAAAACCUGUCAUGAGCCUGGGUUUUGCAUGAUGUGUACAAUGCAAUAUCACAUCAUCCAGGUGUUUGCCAACUCCGGAAACGUCAUCAAGCCUAUCGGGGUGCUUAAUGAACUGAAACGGAUUGGAAAGCAUUUCAGAUUUGGAAGUCAAGAAGACGCCCAUGAGUUUUUGAGGUAUACAGUGGAUGCUAUGCAAAAGUCCUGCCUCCCUGGGAACAAACUGGACAGGCAAACGCAGGCUACCACUUUUGUACAUCAAAUAUUUGGGGGUUAUCUGAGAUCGAGAGUCAAAUGUUUGAAUUGCAAAGCAGUCUCUGACACAUUUGACCCUUAUCUGGAUAUAUCACUGGAGAUAAAGACUGCUCAGACCCUUACGAAGGCAUUUGAACAGUUUGUUAAGCCUGAGCAACUGGAUGGGGAUAACGCUUACAAAUGCUCCAAAUGUAAAAAAAUGGUCACCGCCUCAAAGAGAUUCACCAUUCACCGCAGUUCUAAUGUUCUUACCAUCUCACUGAAGCGGUUUGCCAACUUCAAUGGAGGAAAAAUCACAAAGGAUGUAAGAUACACUGAGCAUCUAGACUUGCGUCCAUUCAUGUCUCAGUCUCAUGGGGAGCCGCAGGUUUAUGCUCUGUAUGCUGUGCUGGUUCAUUCUGGUUUCAGUUGCCAUGCUGGACAUUACUACUGCUAUAUAAAGACUAGUAAUGGGCAGUGGUAUCAGAUGAACGACUCAUCCGUAUCUCUCAGUGAUAUUAGGGCAGUGCUUAACCAGCAGGCAUACUUGCUGUUUUACAUCAGGUCACCUGAUUUGAAAAACAGAAGUGACUUUGGCCAGGUGAACCAUACACCGGGUCAGUCAUCUCCUCGACCAUCCAUUCCUCUCAAGAUGAAUGGACCUCAGUACACCUCCACAUCCUUUAUAGGUCCUCAGUUGCCACCACAUAUGACAAAGAAUUCGUCAUAUGUCAACGGAAACGGCUCAUCAAAGGACUACCAUAGUAGCACGAAACCCAACAGAAAUUUUUGUGGUGGGACCAAAAUUACUUCUGGUCCGUCUCAUUCAUCCUCCUCCGCAUCGUCUUCAUCCUCUUCCUCAUCUCUAUCCAACCCCCUCAUUCGACCCAUUGGCAUUCCCGACUCGUCUAAGAGGCCGAAGUUGACAUUUCUCAUAGGUCAGGGCAAGCCUGUGAGACCAGCCCAGACUCAGUCAAAUCCUAAUUGCUCCGUGUCUUCAAUCUCUCACACAUCCUCUCACACUCCCACAUCCUCCACCAGCUCAAUAACUACCUCAGAUGUCCCACAGGCCAAGCAGAUCAACGGAACUCACACUGGAGCUGCUUUUCUGGUCCCUUACGGUCAGGAAUCUUCAGAGGAGUCUGACCAGGAGAAUGGAGCCUUGAAGAACGGAACAGCUAAACCCAAUAUAAUCAAUGGGAAUGGGAUAAAGGAUGAAGUCGAAGCCCACAAUUCUAGCUCACAGCCUCAGUUUACCUCGAAGACAAACGGAUCCAACGGCUUGUCGGAGACGCAUGGGUGCGAAAAUGGCUCAGGAUCUGCCCAUAAAUCUCAGAACAGCCUUCCCAAAGCCAAUGGUUUUAAUCACACUGAUAAGGUUACAGGUACUUCACUUGUCUCGUCUCAUAAAACUAUUCCAUCUGAUAGUCUGGACUCGCAGUUGGGUUUGCGGUCAAGCUCCAAUCCACCAAGUACAGACCUUCAACAUCGUUCCUCUCCUCCAAGCAAAAUGAAUGAACUUUCAUCAGACUCUUGUUCUCAGUCUUCUUCUGCACAUCCACCAAAUGACUCCUCAGUCUCGACAAAGGACAAUGAGCAAGCAGCCUUAAAGGCUGAGUCGAUUCAGAAUCAUGCCACCCAUACAGCACCUGGCAUGUCAGACCUUCAGGUCAACCAUACCCUCAACCGCCUCCAUCCGGUUGAUGGUCACACGAGCCCACACAGGUUAAAAGAAACACGCAGGUGCUCAGAAGGUGAAACUAAAGAGUCAAAACCACCACACCCAUGCAAGUUUGGAUCUGGUGAGGGAAGAAGAUCAGGUGAAGACCACAAUAGACUUGUAGAGCGUCCACACUUUUCAUCCUCCAUGAAAGACAGGGAUGGAUACAGAUACAAUAGAGAAUAUGAUGACAGGAACAGGUACGGCUACGGGCACAGCCAUCGAGAGCAUCGUCCCAACAGGGAACGUUCUACCAGCAGGGAGCGCUAUUAUAGAUAUCGCAAUGGGGAACGACACACGGACAGGUACACACACCACCAUCGUGAGCGCUAUCAUUAUCAAAGAAGACCCAGGGAGGACCGGAGUCGCAGUAGAGAGAGGAGAAACGAUAGGAUUGGACACAACUCUUAUCGUUCUUUAGGACAUCACAGCAGGGAUGGUGUUUCCAGCAACGGGCAUCACAGCAGGGAUGGGGUUUCCAGCAACGGGCAUCAGAGCAGGGAUGGGGUUUCCAGCAACGGGCACAAUGGGCCAGAUGGUGGCAGAGGAAAGGAAGUCCAUAUGGUCAGCGAAAACGGCUCAAGAGCCAGAUCUCCACGUUCUGUCAGCCCACCGCCUGGGCAUCACAAGAGGAAACGCAGCUUGUCGGCGGAUUCAAGAGAAAGCUCAGAUGAGUGCCGGGCGAAGAAAGCCAAAAAAAAGAAUAGGAACAAAGACAAACACAGACACUCAGAGGAAGACCCUUCAGAGGUGAAUGAGGACAGCAGCUCUAAGAAACAUAAGAAGAAGAAGAAAAAGAAAAAGAAGAAGAGGUGGGACGAGGAGAAGCCUCACACCGGGAGAGACAGCACUUAUAAGCAGGACGAACACGAGUCUAGAUCGAGAAACGGUGGAGAAAGUCGUCAUCUCAGCUCUGAAUCUACUCACAGCAGCAGCCGAGAUCAUCAAACGGAGAACCAGCAACAGCUCAAUGGACAUAAAGCAAACGGUUUCAGCUGUUCCAGUGGAAGUGAACCUGACCUCUGUCAAAAUGGACUGGAGAAAGAUGUGAAACACAGAAACGGUACCACUGUCAACAGCACAAAGACACACUCGCAUAGAAAUGGAGAUGAUGAUUUGCGUCUACCACCGAAUCCCUGCAGAUGUUAAAGAAAUCACAAAUUCUCAAUGAAGAGAAAGUGUUUUUUCUUCCAUACCUAAGAACCUGAAACCACCCAUAAAAGCAUGUGAAAGACAAUAUCUACAGUUACCGAGUUCCCGACAUGGUGCUUAACAUUUAGAACAUACUAUAUUUUUACCGCAAAAUAAUUUUAAAAUGUCAUUAUUUCUUUUUCUUUUUUUUAAGCCUAAUGAUUUUUAGUACACUGUACAGAUAUGAACUUUGAUCAUGAAAAAAGUCUAUAUAAAGUUAAUAUAUGCGAUUAAAAACAAAAGCCUGGAGCUUAACAUCAGAGUUGCUGCUCAGACAUAGACUCAGGAUUUUCUCACUUUGUGAAGAUGAGACGUGCUCUCCCUUUAAGGAUUCAAACCUGGGAAAGGAAAGACCGUUUUUAUGCUGCAACGGCGGAGAAAGACUGCUCGUCUUUUGGAGUCAUGAUGUCAACGCUUUCACAUAUCGGUUGAGAGAACUGUCUCAGAAGUGCAGACUUUGCUAUUGCUACACGUGCACUUACAUCACAGUUAACCUGGACACACUUGAGGACAUAAGAUAGUUGCUUCGCUGUCUCUUGUACAUCUUUUUAGCAUCUCACUGUAAUAUUCUCCCUUUCUGAAAUUCAUAAAUCAAACCUGUCAAGAAUGCAAAUUCAUUGCAUCUAUUUUUUUUAUUGUUGACGUUUAGUUUUAUUGUAUCCACUUUAUUUUAGUCUAUAUAAUACUGUGAAUCUAAGUUGAACUGUACUAUCAGUUGUUUGUUUUUUGGUCCUGUAUCAGGAAUUCAUAAGAGACACUUUCUGUAAUGCCACUCUAUGGACAUAUGUCAAUGUUUUGUUUUCUCAGCAAAUGAGGCAUAAAAAACGGUUAUUCAUCGCAUUCAUUAUACUGUAGCAUGUCAAAGUUAAUGUAUACAGUGUACAAUAUGUUGAGUGAGAGGAAACAGCCUUAAUGUCUGAAAUUGUAAUAUUUUCUCUCACUGUGUUUACAGCAUUUUGUUGGAGUGAAUGGAUAUGUUUGUGAUGAUGGGAAGAGUUUGGUUUUGUAAAGGGUGGGGUUUCCUUUUUACAUAUAAAAGAAACAUUUGUGA
This is a messenger RNA of Triplophysa dalaica, 5271 nucleotides long. RefSeq names its product ubiquitin specific peptidase 42 (gene usp42). The record is from RefSeq and is a predicted model, not a curated record. The coding region runs from base 636 to 4178 and encodes 1180 amino acids. Gene Ontology annotation, molecular function: cysteine-type endopeptidase activity; cysteine-type deubiquitinase activity. Gene Ontology annotation, biological process: regulation of apoptotic process; protein deubiquitination. Gene Ontology annotation, cellular component: cytosol; nucleus. The transcript has 19 exons. NCBI's taxonomy places the organism in Eukaryota, Metazoa, Chordata, Actinopteri, Cypriniformes, Nemacheilidae.